GGUAGUACAACGGCGAUAGUCCCCACACACGCUUGUCGUUAUGUAAUUUUAUAUUCAGAAAAAAAAAAACAAACGUACUAGUAAGACAAUUGAAUCGUCAGUAUUAUUUUCGCCGUGUAUUAAGAUGCGAGUUUGUACUGUUUAAGUUAGUUUGUUCGCGAUAAUACGCCGCAGUCGACGUUCGGUGUCGAGCACAACAGACCAAUGUUUUGUUCGUGUCAAAAUUGAUGUUUCUGUGAAGCGAGCGAAAGUGUUUCGAUUUCGUUUUGUGUUUCUGUUUAUCUAACUGUGUUGCGAGUUGGAGUGAGAUUCGGUCAGUGGAAUCUGUGUGUGGUAAACUACGUGAGUAUUCAGUGCGACGGAAUAUUUUGAUUGACAGUUCGGACAUAGUUCAAAAUAUAAAAAAGAUUUCGACUAUUAACUGAAAUAAGUACACUGAAUUUCAAAUAGCACAUCCACUCACAUCGAUAGCACUACGUUAUCUACAUAUCAACAAUAUCAUAACUGAUAUGGCAAUUGCGAGUUGCAAUCAGUAAACUAGAAAGCGGGCGUGCCCUAAGAUGUUCUUGUACUGAAAUCGUGUAAACUGGUAUCAGUAUUCGGGUUAUGAAUUAUUGACGAGGGAAGUAACACGCCCAGUCAUAUUACACACCUUUUAAUUCAGUUAACAAGACGCGAAUAGUUUGAACUGUUUGUGUUGCGUCGAGGUCUGAGAAGAAACAUCUUGCGAUCUGCAGUUGCUACAGGCGGAAGGCAAUAACUAUACGGAUACGUCAACGUCUGCGCAGCAGUGUGCUUGCUGCUGCUCGUCGGAGGGCUCACACCGUCGUCGGCGGCACCGCAUCGGACGCGCAGAAUGGACAAGCGACAAACGGAACAGGAGAACGAGACGUGGUCCAACCCUUGCGACUUCAAUAAGUCACAUAUUAAUUCUCAAUUAAAAUACAAGUCGCAACUAGCCGAAGAUGUGGCGAUACAGUCUAGAGAUACAAUAAAUAGAAUGAUGGGGUACAAAGAUGACAUUGCAGAAUUGCACUCUUACAGUAAAUUCGAGGAUAUGUUAGAUAUAUGGAGCGGCACUCUGUGGUUACGGUCCUACAACGACUCGUGGUUAGAGAAACCUGCGUUUCCUGACAACAAGACGUUAGGGAAACCAAUGGAAGAGGAGGAAUUGAAGAAACUGGUGGAGGAUCCAACAAAAGUAGACAACCUCCUGCCGGUGAUCAGCAAGGCAUUGAAGAUGGUUGGUGCUGCUCUGCAAGCAGUCAGCGAACCUGACAAGAAAUGGAUGCCUGACGAUCUUCGUAAUAACCUCACUAUGGCAAGCAAGGAUGUACGCCUGGUUCUCUGCUAUGUUAGUGAAGUAACAAGGGCACGUAACCAGAGAAUGUUGCCUCUUUACAACAAGGAGAUACCCAAAUACACGGAAGAGAGGGAGGCGGUAAGGGAUGCUUUCCUCAUCUACCGAGACACUAUCAACUUAUUAGAAUACGUCGAAGAGCUGUUCAGAAUGAUGAGCAAAACCGACAUCUACGAGAAGAACUAAAGACGCUUACAAGAAACUCUGUGGUUGUGUUAUGUAGUGUCAUUCCCGAAUACCCUUAAUCUUAUUUUUAAUGUUCACCAAAAGUGGCUGAUUCGCAGCUCCCAUGAGAAUCUUGCUCCUUAUAAAGUUGCAAAUCGAUUUUUAAAGCACUUGGAAACAUUAUUUAUUACUUGUUUCCUGCUUACAUGAAGUGGUAAGAGCACUCGAUGCCCAUAGUCUCAUAUUGUCAAGAAAUAAGGGUUUAUAAUAAAUAACUCUUAAUAGAAAUGGGUGGACAUCUAAAAAAGGGCUGUUGAUUUUCAAGGAAACUUCGAAUAUGUAAGAAAAUAUUUGGUUGGGUGUGGGGAUGACGAUAAUUUUAUUAUUUAUGUUGAGGAGUAGUUAUGCUCUUAUUUAGAAAAUUGGAUCAUGAUUUUACACAAUCGUGUGAACUUAGACUUGAUUAUGUAGGGAAAUGACGGCCUGGCCCUGAUAUUCCCACAGUCACCUUAAAGUAGUUCUUAUUUGAGCUAUUGAAUGAUUGGUUGUUGUUUUUAUUUAUAAAACGCGAAUUUCCACUGGCUAGUUAAUUGCUCCUCAGUUAGCCCACUGUGAAAGUCUAGAAAAUUGUUUUGGCUGUUGAUUAGAGAAUUAAUAUAGAAAAUGUCUUUGCCAUUACAUUGCCAUUUGGUCUAGAAUGAAUUAGUUCCUUUUGUAUUUUUGUAAAUAUUAACGAAUUUAUUUAUUGUAUGCUGGCAGCGUAACAUUCUAAAUUUUCCGAUAAUCCUAGUCAAGGUCUUAACUUAUUUAUUUCUCGAUUACUUUAAUUUGGUUUCCUUCUAGUUGGGCGAUUAAAGGAAAAUAUUAUUGCAACUAUGCAAACCUUGAUGUGUAUUUCAGUACAAUUAUAAUUUUCAAGUAUUAUAUUAUUAAAGUGGUUAUUCCACUAAAUAUCAUCUUCUAAAUAGGCCUGUGUUUGUAGCACGUUCACUUAUAAAGGUCAUUUUUAUGAGAUUACUACUUAAGUUGAAAGAUCAUCAAAAUUUGCAAGGUUCAUCGGCUUUACAAACUGGGUAUAAUUGUAUUUAAUUUUAGAUUUUAGUACUAGACUUAAUUCCAACAGAUUUGAAUGAUAUGAUUGUUGUUAGUAAAUUAUUGAGUUAGUAUUUUAUACUUCAGACCCAGGAGUUAAAUGAUUGUGUUAAUUGGUCUGCGACUUUAAAUUUAAUAUCUUUGGGUUUUUCUCUAUCCUGUUCCAUCUUUGUCAGUGUUAUAGAUCUUUUUAUUAAGAUUAUAGACAGUCAAUACAUGUUCAGAGAGGAUCCCAAUGGUGCCAAAUUUACAGUUGCUGAUCAAUAUUAGUACUGACGAUAGAUUGGUCACGGCCAAUGUGCGGUUGAGGCUGCAAUUUAUUUUAAUUGUACAUUAUUAUUCCUACUUUCAUUAGUAUUACUCUCUUUGUUAACUAUUUAUAUUACUGUUACAGAAAUCCAAUGAAGUAUGUCUAGCUUUAAUAGAGCUGUUAAUUAUAUUAUUGUAAAAUACAGAGCCAGUGUAUUUAUGACUUAAUCAUUAUUUGUAUAGUUCAAAUAGUAUUUAUAACUGCAGGAAACAUAAUCUCUAUGUUUAAUAAAUUAAAUUAUUAUUGCAUUACAA
Messenger RNA from Pectinophora gossypiella (pink bollworm), 3181 nucleotides. RefSeq lists its product as uncharacterized. Lineage: Eukaryota; Metazoa; Arthropoda; Insecta; Lepidoptera; Gelechiidae. The record is from RefSeq and is a predicted model, not a curated record. The transcript has 7 exons. The coding region runs from base 857 to 1546 and encodes 229 amino acids.